Messenger RNA from Symbiodinium natans, 344 nucleotides. The record is from the annotation of a GenBank genome assembly. NCBI's taxonomy places the organism in Eukaryota, Dinophyceae, Suessiales, Symbiodiniaceae.
GCAAGACGGCGCUGAUGCUCGCUGCCCGUUUUGGCCAGCGAGACUGCCUGGAAGCGCUCCUGCAAGCGGGAGCGGACAAGGAGGCCCAUGAAAGGUGGGGCCUGACGGCGCUGAUGCUCGCUCAGCGAGACUGCCUGGAAGCGCUCCUGCAAGCGGGAGCGGACAAGGAGGCCCGUGACGAACAUGGCCGGACGGCGCUGAUGCUCGCUGCCCAAGAAGGCGAGCGAGACUCCCUGGCAGCGCUCCUGCAAGCGGGAGCGGACAAGGAAGCGAAGGACAACCGCGGCCUGACGGCGCUGGAUGUGGCCCUGAACGAGGAGUGCAAGCAGAUCCUGAGCACUUGA